GAGCAGUACACGUGCUUGUGGCAAAAUGUAAACAAACGGCACACGGCGCGCGUGAACCAAUCUGUGUAGUGUUUGGAAUGUUUUUGGUGCGCUGUUUUCCAGUUUCCAGCUUUGUUCCACCGUAAAAAAUCAUGGCAAACCGACGGGCACCGUUCAAGCAAGGCCGCAAAGGUGGCAAAAAGCAACCGUACAUGAGCAAAGACAUGAAGAAGAAGCUAAAAAAGGAGCUAGCGAACCGGCCACCGAAGACAAAGUACCAGCGAAGCCUGAAACACAUCGAGCGGGGCCAGGAAGCGAUCCAGGCACAGAAGCGGCAGAUCGAGGCGGAACGAAAGUAUCGCCAGACAGCGAACAGUAGCACGAUCGGGUACGCGUCCAGCGAUUCAGACGAGUCGGAUGGUGAUGGUGCGGAAGCGAAGGGCACGUUUGAAGAUUUGGCGGCAGAAUUCAACGACCAGAUUGGGCAGGUGAUUGAUAGUGAGAGUGAUGAGAGCGAUGAAUCAGCCAUGGAUUCUGAGGCGGAAGAGAUGGUGGACGAGGAAGAGCUAGAAGGGGACGAGCUAGAGGAGCCGGAAGAGCUGGAACAGAUGGAAGAAAGUGAUGGUGGGCCGGAGGCAUCAAACUCGGAAGAUGACGAUGCGGAAGAAGCGGAAACGGCUGAUGAGGAGAGCGAUGAGGAUGAGGCACUGUUACCGGAUGAGGAAGACCUAUCGUCCGACGAGGAUGAGGAAACAUCGAACGAUCCGUACCUGCUGCACACCGCACACAAUCUAAGUCCCGCGAUGGUGGAAGCGCUCGCAGCGGAACCACCACGCAUCGAAUCGUCCACCAUGUCGUUUGGCAGUUUGGGCAACGUGUACGUCGAGCUGCCGAAAUGUCGCAACACAGGAUCGAACCGGUCGUCCGAUGCGAAGGGAAUCUUUGCGAAGGAACGGUACGCUAAGCCGGGCACACUGCCCACCGUACCGGAAGUGUCCGAUGAGGAUACGAUCGAUUGGACCGAGCUGCACGUAAAGGAUCGGAUUGUGCGCAACAUGACCGAGGAGAUGGAUGCGCUGCAGCGGGACACGUUUGCGAUACUGAACGGGUAUCAGGAUUUGCACUAUCCGCAGAGAAGCUUCGAGAAUGCGGAUCGGUUGCGGUACGUUUACUGUCUGCACGCGCUUAAUCACGUGCUGAAGGCGGUAAGCAAGAUACAGCAUCAUACGAUCAAGCUGACGACCAACAAAGCGGCUGGCAAGAAGAAACCCGCCGAAGAUCAGUUCCGCCGACGGUUGAAGGAAAAGAAGCAGGUGAAGGUGGGUGAGGAACCGGCGGUUGGGGAUGAGUUCAGGGAUCAGGGAUUCGUCCGCCCGAAGGUGCUGAUCGUCGUGCCGUUCCGGGAGUCAGCGCUGCAGUGUGUCACGAUACUGAAGCGAUUGUUUGCUGGUGAGCAGGAGAAAAGCGUCAUGAACUGGAAACGUUUCACCGAGGAGUAUGGUGGCGGAUCGUCGUUACAUUUUCCCCGCCGGAAUCCGAAGCCCGCAGAUUAUGAGCGCACGUUCGCAGGCAACAUUGACGACAACUUCCGGCUCGGUAUCGCGUUUAACCGGUCGACGAUGAAGCUGUACGCGAAAUACUACUCGUCGGACGUGAUCAUCGCCUCGCCGCUCGGUCUCCGGAUGGCAAUCGGAGCGAAGGGUGAGAAGCACCGAGAUUACGAUUUUCUCGCCAGCAUCGAGCUGCUCAUCAUCGACCAGGCGGAGGUGUGCUACGCCCAGAACUGGGACCACGUGCUGCACGUGAUGGAACAUCUCCACCAUCAACCCAAAAGUACCGAAUACACGGAGUUUUCGCGUGUACGCGAAUGGUGUCUGAAUGGAUGGUCCAAAUUCUACCGUCAGACGGUACUUCUGUCCGCGUUCGAGCUACCCGAGUUCCGGUGGCUGUUCAACAAACAUUUCCACAACUACCGUGGCAAGGUGCGCUCCUGCAAACGCACACUAACCGGCACAAUCAAGCAUGUGGUGGUGCGCGUUCCACAAAACUUCCAGCGCGUCGAAACGACCACCCUAGACGGUGCCGGGGCAGCUCGCUUUUCCCACUUCCUGAACGUGGUGCUACCCCAAGCCCGGACCGUCUCGAUGGCACGCUGUAUGAUCUACGUACCGAGCUACUUCGACUUUAUCCGGUUGCGGAAUCACUUCAAGAAGGAAGAGCUUAGCUUCACGCAAAUCUGCGAGUACACAACGGAUGCGAAGAUCGCUCGCGCCCGGGAUAUGUUCUACCACGGCAGCAAACACUUUCUGCUGUACUCCGAACGGGCACACUACUUCCGGCGCCACCGGAUACGAGGCGUUCGGCAUCUGAUCCUGUACGCACCACCCGUCUUUCCACACUUUUACCCCGAGCUGGUGAACCUGAUGAUGAAAGAGCAUCAGAACCCACACGACGGGGUGGACGAUGAGUCGAUGACGGUCACGGUACUGUACACCGCGUACGAUACGUACCAGCUGGCCGAAAUGGUCGGUGCACCGCGAGCGAAGGCGAUGAUCAAAGCACCCCGUUCGGUACAUCGCUUUACGACCGACCAGAAGUAAAGGACGAUUACGCUUUGUAACUCAACCAAAAAGUGUGACCAGCUAGCUAAUAAAAUGAAGUUGUGAAGCUAAAGACUUUGUUUUCGGCUAGCCUUACAAAAGGGA
This is a messenger RNA of Anopheles stephensi (Asian malaria mosquito), 2684 nucleotides long. Its product is annotated as digestive organ expansion factor homolog. Gene Ontology annotation, biological process: maturation of SSU-rRNA from tricistronic rRNA transcript (SSU-rRNA, 5.8S rRNA, LSU-rRNA). Gene Ontology annotation, cellular component: nucleolus; small-subunit processome. The coding region runs from base 132 to 2579 and encodes 815 amino acids. NCBI's taxonomy places the organism in Eukaryota, Metazoa, Arthropoda, Insecta, Diptera, Culicidae. Gene Ontology annotation, molecular function: rRNA binding; U3 snoRNA binding. The record is from RefSeq and is a predicted model, not a curated record. The transcript has a single exon.